Messenger RNA from Caenorhabditis angaria, 2301 nucleotides. The record is from the annotation of a GenBank genome assembly. Lineage: Eukaryota; Metazoa; Nematoda; Chromadorea; Rhabditida; Rhabditidae.
AUGAGUUCCCUGAAGUGGCUGAUUGUCUCAACACUUAUCUAUUUAUCCACUGCAUAUCCAUUACAGGUUAGUAUCAACAAGACUCUAGUUUAUGAGACUUAACCUAAUUCUAACAAUAAUGUUUUAGGAAGAACUCCCUACAAGAGGACCAUUCGCAACCGACGAAGCUGGACGUGUUAUCUAUCCAAUCACGUGGCCAAAUGGAAAACUUUUAAAUACUGAUGAUUCUGAUAACUAUGUUCUUGAUGACGAUUCAAUUAUUCAAAAAGACGAUUAUGGAAAGCCUAUGGGACCUGAUGGAGAAGUUCUUCCAACUGAUAAAGUCGGAAACUAUAUUCAUCCAUACCUCGGAAAAAAUGGUGAACCUUUGCCAACUGAUAUCAAUAAUCGACCGAUUUAUCCGAUUGUUUCUGCUGAUGGCACACCAUUUCCGACUGAUGCUUCGGGAGUUUAUGUGAAAUCGGAUGGAAGUAGAUUUGUGACUGAUUCGAGUGGUCAACCUUUGGAUAAUGACAAUGUUCCGCUUCCAACUGAUUCACCAGGAAGUUAUGUUGCUUGGGAAAAAGUUCUUGUUGAUGGAAGUGUUAUCAUUGAAAAUUAUUCCCAAUCAGUAUUUAAUAGAUUCUUAGUUUUAACGGAGUGAAAAUAAAAUGCUGAAUUCCCAUUCUGAAUUCUAAAAUUUUGUUUGAAAAUUUGAAUUUUACAAAGAAUCGCCCUAGAAUCUCAAAAUUGCUCAAGAAACCCGAAAACGUGUUCAGGAACUAGACUAUUUGAACAUUUGAAUUUUGCGAGAAAUCGCCAAAUUCUCAAUAGAGCGCGUUUGCAACUUUCAGAAUGUAAUUUUGAGUUUUCCCACUUCCCGGGAUCAAUUUUGGCCUUAAAAAUAACCCAGAAGCUGAAAAUUUCCCUGGAGCUCGAAAUUUUCAAUAAUUACCUUAUAAACCCACCAGAAAUUGUUUAUUCAAUCAAUCAGUGCUCUCAUCAAAAUAAAUAUGUCGAUCUUCGAAAGGCAUCGAAUUCUGUCCGACCAAAUAAAAGCUCGGGUCACUUCUGCGCACCCAAAAUUCCUGCAAUUUCCCGAAAACUGUUGUGUGAAAUUUGAAGCUAUACGUUUCCUGAUUGAUAUCGAAAACCUUUUCGAUGUACUGAUCGAAUAAUUUGAUCUCCUCGGGUGUGAAAUCCGAAUCGUAACUUGUGUUGUUCAUCAAAUUUUGCAAAAUAAUCUUGCGCUGUUUGUAGUGCCAUCUACGUCGCAACUCUUGCGUCGGAAAAUUGCCAAGGGGUGCGUUGAACGCGGAAUCCGCAGAGGUCCAAAGCAAUAAAUCGUCAUAGUUCAUCUCCUGGACCGAUCCGUCAUGCCAUACGACCAGGGUUCCGAACCGAUUCUGAAUUUUCGGUUUGGGUCGGGUCAAACCGAAAAAAAACCCACCCAAAACCACCCACUGAUACCCAGUUCUAAAAUAGAACCACCCAGAAUCAAAGCUGAAAAAACAGUUCUGGUUCAGACUUGACCCAAACCCGACUCGAACCAGACCCACGCAGAACCAAACCCAUUUUUGGAGAACCAACCCAGACCCAGACUCAAUGGAUCAGACUCGGGUAAGACUCAAACUCAUUCGAGAAUCAAAAAUAUCCACCCGAACCAAUUCAACCCAAAUCCAACUCAAAUCCAAACCAUGUGGACUCGGGUACCCGGGUAAAAAUGGUUCUGAAAAAACAAUUCAAAUUUAUUCGAUAAUAUAAUAAUUCACCAGUUUUUUUCCCAGAAAUAUUUUUAAGAAGUUUAUGUUUCGCAAACUUCAGAAAUUUUUAAAACCAUAACUAGCGGGUAUAGGGAAAAAAUUUCAGUUUUUGUUGAAUUUUUUCAACGAGAAUCAAAAUUUCAGUUUUUUGUUGAAUUUUUUCAACGAGAAUCAAAAUUUCGGUUUUUGUUGAAUUUUUUUCAACGAAAAAAUUUGUAAAUCUGGAAGAGCUUCCAGUUUUACAAAUCCAUCAUUUUCGAGCCAAUUUUCAUGAUUUCAGUCUAAAAUUAUUUGAAAUUCAUUUAGUGGGCAUCAUUCGAGUAAUAUGCAAAGAAAGCGUUUGAAAAAAUAGUUGAAUAGUCGAUCAAUGAAAAUCGAAUAAAUGUUUCGAUAACUGGUGAAUUAUUAUAUUAUCGAAUAAAUUUGAAUUGUUUUUUCAGAACCAUUUUUACCCGGGUACCCGAGUCCACAUGGUUUGGAUUUGAGUUGGAUUUGGGUUGAAUUGGUUCGGGUGGAUAUUUUUGAUUCUCGAAUGAGUUUGAGUCUUACCCGAGUCUGA